CAGCUCAAAAGUUUUGUAAAUUGUGGACGAUGCAAGUCAUUGAAUGGUACUAGAGAAAGACAUGCUGUUCUGGUAGCUCCAGGUCUUAACACUCACAUCCAUUUCGAAGGAUGAAUAAAACUGAAGGAAGCCCGGGCAGGUGCGCGGCUGGGGGAGUCAGUCAUGUGACUUGCCUCUGGGGGGCCCCCCAAGGCAGUGGGCCCCCAGACAACUGUCUCCCCUUGCCCUAUUAUAGUUACGCCCCUGAGCAGGGGGCAACCAACAGUGAUGGCAGCAAUGAAGUGGGGGCCACAGAGGCCAGUGAUAGAGGACUGCAGUGAGUGAGUGUGGUGACUCCCCACUCCCAGAAGCCCAUGUGCAAAGUUCACAGGCACUCAAUUGUAGAUUCUCUCCUGGACAGGUUUAAUGUUGUGCUGUUUGGCCCUGUAAUACAGCAAACACACUAACAUCAUCUGUGGCAUCUUAAAGAGAAACAGAUUUAUUGCUUCCAUGGAUCACAUCUUUAGAAGGAGAGCUCAGGAGAGAACAAUGAAACAAAGAAGUCCUGGACACUUGUCAAGUUCCCCCAGAAAGCAAUGCCAUAGAUCUCAAGAAAAAAUGGAAGAACUCUCAGUGGAAGGAAUUGUGAUUUCCAGGAUAUCCAAAAAUGAACUGGAGUUUGUUCUUAUUUGAUGGAUUAAACUUGUUGGAAUGGAAGCUCAGCUUUUUGAUCCAGAAGAAGUGUUGCCUUACUCUGCACUUGCAAAAACUAAGUCACUUAAGACUUCAGAGGAGAUAAAGGAUGAAACAAAAGGAGAGAUCUAUUACAACUUGCCAGAAACUAGUUCAAGUUCAUCAUUUAUGUUUCUCUUGACACACCGUGAAACAUCCUUAGAACUUACCACAAGUAUUGACCAGCUUUCUCCUAAUGAAGAGCCUGAGGAAAACCAGCAAGUUAAAGAAUUCCUAUAUUCCUCACGUUACAAAGUAGGAAGAAAUCCAACCCAGCCUCCUUCCCAGAUUCUUUCUAGAUCAAGAUCAUAUGAGAAACCUCACAGAGCUUAUGAGACAAUGUUAUUAAAAUAUACAUUGAGUGCAAAUACUUGUUCAGAUUUAAAAUUUCCAUCACACAGGACUAGCUCUAAAUUUCAGUAUGGUGAGAUGACCAAUGUGGAAGCUGCUUCAUCCGAAGAUCAAGAGGAUGAGGAGGAGGAUGUUUUCACAGAGCUGUCAAUGAAUGGGACAGUUUUGAAGAAUCUGCAAAAAAUGUACAUUUCCCAAACAAAGCAAGAUAGAUGCGGCUACAUAAGUAAUGACAAUGUCUUCCCUGUCAUUGGUGGUUGUGAUCCCAAUGAAAAGAGACUGAACAAUCACAAAAUGCAUCUGCGGAUGCUACCUCAGAUGCCGCACAAAGAAAAAGCAGAAAUUGAAGCAAAGGAGGCAUGUGACUGGUUGCGAGCAGCUGGAUUUCCACAGUAUGCACAGCUCUAUGAAGAUGCCCAGUUUCCUAUUGACAUUGCUGCUGUAAAGAAAGAUCAUGAUUUUCUUGACAAGGAUCUUGUAGAAACUCUUUGUAGACGACUGAACACCCUGAAUAAGUGCGCCUCAAUGAAACUCGAUGUGAACUUCCAAAGGAAAAAGAGUGAAGACUCGGAUGAAGAAGACCUUUGUGCCAUCAGUAAUAAAUGGACUUUCCAAAGAACAAGCCGAAGAUGGUCUCGAGUGGACGACAUUGACACCUUAAUUCAUCAGACAGACAGACAUGGGCCCUCGGGGGACAUUAAAAUGAAAAUAACGACCAGUAGUGAAAGCGUUCUUACUGAUCUAAGUGAACCUGAAGUCUCAUCUAUUCACAGCGAGAGUAGCGGGGGAAGUGACCACAGGAGUCUGUCUGGAGUCAGCAGCCUUCUCAGGGACACCUUUGACUGUUCAGGACAAUACUGUCUAGAAAACACACUUUCUUAUGACUCUACUUCAGUUGGCAGUACCCCUUCGCAGCCUCCAGAGGACUCUCUUAACCUCGGGAAUGAAAAAACAACACGGAUCAAAGCUAAGAACUUUCUAAAGCGCAUGGAGACACUAAAAGUCAAAGGUGCGCAUGGAAAAUUGAAAGGCUCUGGAAGGACUAGUGGCUUAGUAAUAAGCAGACCCGUUCUUCAAUAUGAGCCCCAAACCCUGAAGGAUAUGCAAUGUAUGCAAAUAGGGAAUGGAGAUCUCCAAAGUACAGCAACACAAGACUCAGCCAAACAAGGCUUUUCCUUCUCAGCUCAAUCCAGCAGGGAAAGCAGCCAGUCAGAGAUUGGCAGUAGUGAAGUAAGUACUCCUUGCUUAAAGGAACGCAAGGACCAUGAAGCAAAUAAACGAGGUGGCAUGUAUCUAGAGGACUUGGAUGUUCUUGCAGGAGCAGCCCUGAGGCAAGUGAUAGAUCAAAAUCGUAGAAAUGAUUUUCAUUCCCAAGAGAACUUAGUUGUUCAUAUUCCCAAAGAUCACAAACCUGGAACAUUUCCCAAGGCACUUUCCAUUGAGAGCCUCUCUCCUACAGACAGUAGCAACAAUGUAAACUGGAGGACAGGAAGCAUUUCAUUAAGCAAUCAGAAGUGCUCAACACCUAAAGCAGCUAGCCCCCUAGUUUCCUGUCCAAAGGAGAGCCGAGUAAGCAUUUAUGACAACGUUCCAGGUUCUCACUUAUAUGCCAGCACUGGAGACCUUCUGGACUUGGAAAGAGAAAACCUUUUUCCUCAUCUGGAUGACAUUUUGCAGCAUGUCAAUGGGCUUCAAGAAUCAGUAGAUGACUGGUCAAAGAAUAUAUUGCCAGAAUUGAAAAGCAAUGAUUUAUCAAUUGGGGAAUGUGGGUCUUUAUCAUUCCCAACUAAAAUUGCAUUAGACUUUGAACAGAACUCUGUAUCUGAUGGUAGGACAACACCUAGCGAUAUGGACAGAGAUGGAACCUCUCUCAAUGAAUCAGAAGCUGCUGGUGUCAGGGACAGAAGAGACUCUGGGGUUGGAGCAUCUCUUACGAGGCCAAACAGGCGAUUACGUUGGCAUAGUUUCCAGAUCUCUCACCAACUGAGCCAUGCCAUAGGAUCACUGCAGAUCAGCAGUCAGUCAGCUGCUCAGUUAAAUCUGCUGCAAAAAUUUUCCCUGCUUCGUCUUACUGCUAUCAUGGAAAAAUACUCCAUGUCAAACAAGCAUGGCUGGACAUGGUCUGUGCCAAAGUUCAUGAAGAGGAUGAAAGUUCCAGACUACAAGGAUAAGAAUAUUUUUGGUGUGCCUUUAAUAGUCCAUGUGCAGAGAACAGGGCAACCCCUUCCACAGAGCAUACAACAAGCCUUACGCUAUUUACGCAACAAUUGUCUGGAUCAGGUGGGCCUUUUUCGGAAGUCAGGCGUAAAAUCUCGCAUACAAGCCCUACGUCACAUGAAUGAAAGCUCCCCUGAUAAUGUCAACUAUGAAGACCAGUCAGCAUAUGAUGUGGCCGAUAUGGUCAAACAGUUUUUCAGGGACCUGCCUGAACCGCUUCUCACUAGCAAGCUUGGAGAAACCUUUCUCCACAUCUACCAAUAUGUCCCAAAAGAACAACGGCUGCAGGCAGUUCAGGCUGCCAUCAUGUUGAUGUCAGAUGAAAACAGGGAGGUUCUGCAGACUCUCUUGUGUUUCCUGAAUGACGUUACUUCAGUGGAAGAGAAUCAAAUGACUCCCAUGAAUAUAGCUGUGUGUUUGGCCCCUUCUCUUUUUCACCUCAACAUCAUAAAGAAAGAAAGCUCGCCAAGAGUGAUACAGAAGAAAUACUCGACAGGGAAACCAGAUCAGAAAGAUCUCAGUGAAAACCUGGCAGCUACUCAGGGACUUGCACACAUGAUAACAGAAUGUGAUAAACUAUUUGAGAUUCCACAUGAGAUGGUAACCCAGUCUCGAAACUCGUAUGUGGAGGCUGAAGUGCAUUUUCCAACUCUGGAGGAGUUGGGCAAGCAAAUGGAUGAAGUAGGUGGGAAUUACCACACUUACCUGGAAAGUCUUAUGCAGAAUCUCUGCAAAGAAGCUAAAGAGAAAUUCAAAGGAUGGGUCAGUUUUUCCACCAUAGAAAAUACAGACCUCUCCUACAAAAAGGUUGGAGAUGGAAAUCCAUUAAGGCUGUGGAAGGCAUCAGCUGAAGUUGAGGCCCCUCCAUCGGUUGUAUUGAACCGAGUGCUAAGAGAACGCCACCUGUGGGAUGAGGAUUUCUUGCAAUGGAAAGUUAUUGAAACCUUGGAUAAGCAAACUGAGAUCUACCAAUAUGUUUUGAAUAGUAUGGCUCCCCAUCCUGCCAGAGACUUUUUAGUUCUGAGGACAUGGAAGACAGACUUGCCUAAAGGGAUGUGCAUGUUAGUGACAGUCUCUGUGGAACAUGAAGAAGCCCCUCUGAUGGGAGGCGUGCGAGCAGUUGUUAUGGACUCCCAGUAUUUAAUAGAGCCUUGUGGCUCUGGAAAAUCUCGCCUGACACAUAUCUGCAGGGUUGACCUCAAAGGUCAUUCGUUAGAAUGGUACAAUAAAGGCUUCGGACAUCGGUGUGCAAUUGAAGCUGCCAGUAUCAGAAAUUCCUUUCAACCCUUGAUUGCUGAGGGACCAGAAACAAAAAUCUGAGUGACGGAGGCCCUGUAUGUGUGGAGUUCUGCAUAUAUACUAGAACAAUUUGAUUUGAACCUACUUUCGUGCAAUAACCAAGGAAGGAUUACUUGGAAGGUUCUACCAUUAUCUGGAAAUGUCAUCCACUUACCCUUACAUCCCUCAUCUACUGAGUUUCUUCACUGAGAAACUUUUCCAAGAUUUCCAUCAGGCUUUAACAGUAGACUAUAGCCAUUGGUUGUAUAUUGCAUAAUUCUAAUAUUUAAAAGCUUCUGAGAAGCUUAUUUUAAAGUGUAAAUAGAAAGUGUAAAUUUUGUAUAUACUUUGCUAUGUAUAGUAUCACCUCUCCGUGUGUGUGUGUGUGUGUUUGUAUAUAUAAUACAUUUUGUAUAUAAGCUAGUGCUUUCUAGAAGAAAUUCCCUGCAUCUGUUCAGAACUAUUUUCCCUCUGUUUGGUCUCAGUAUCUCCAAGCUGCUAUAAACAGCAUUUGCUGCUGUUGUAAAAAUUAUGAUAUAAUUUGUGUGAUUAGCAACAAGUAGAGUCCUUGAGCUAUUUACCAUAUUUGCACAGAUUGGUCCAGUUCAGAUGUAACACCAAGCCAUGGUUUGCUGCUAUGAGAACCAGCUUCCAUAAGCUGUGAGCUUAUACAGUUUCCCCCACCCUCUCUUGCGAAUGUGGCUUGAUAUCCUGGUUUGUUAACUAACUACAGUUAGAGCAAUCCAUAGUUCCCCAAGUUUGUGGAUAAGAUGGAAAUGCAGUUUGUUCUAAAGUGAAAGUAGAAGCUUUGAAACUCCUUUACUUGCACACCAAAGGGUAGGAGAGUGGAAUGUGCAGCCCUAUGGCUCAUGGAAGCUGAUUCUCAGAGUUCUAAACCAUGGUUUAAGUGUUAGUCUGAAUCAGGUAAUUGUAAGGAGGUGCAUGGAAAUGGGUAUAGAGAAGGAAGGGUUGAGAGGAUAGAGAACUGUACAGUUAAAAGUAAUGAACAACAGAAUACUAGUACAGCCAGAUAAAGUGGUGUUAAGGGGCAUUACAAUUGGCAAAUCAUCAUUUACAAUGGACUGUAUAGCGUUAACAGCCACUGUGGCAGCCCACAAAACAUGCCUGUUGUCUUAAGUAAAUGAACAGAGAAGUUAAAUGAUCAACUGGAAGCUUGCUGUUUGCAAUAUUCAGAAUAUUUUUUAGACUUAACCCUAAAACUUGCCAUUCUAACAAACAAGUGAUUAGAAUGGGGCAAACCAAUCGCUGAGCCCUAUGUUCCAUAACAAAACAAAGCACCACACAGAUAUUGCUUACCCAAAACAAUAACCACUGCUUAGGACUGUAAGAUAAAGAUGGAUCUUCAAACCAGUAUCUCAAGGGAACUGACCUGGACAUCCAUAGGACUACUCUACAGCAAGCAUUAAAUAGUUUAAGACUUGUGGUCUGAGAUCUCAGUCCUUAGGUUUGCUGUUCUAGCACAUAAAAAUGUAGGUCCUGAGAGGAAAUUGUCUUUAGUUCUCACUGGCUGACAUCUAGACUAGUGUUGCACUAGUGUAACGGGAAGUUGUGCACACUUAAGCAUUUUUCGGGGCUGUAGAAAGUUGCGGCACUUCCCAACAUUGCACAACUGUGGGAUACGUACAAGCCAGCCUGUUGUACAGGGCAUUAUGCAACUUCUCACCAUCAUCUGCUAGCACAGGGAACAUCUAUUCUUCUUUUCCUCACAGCCUUACAUUUAGCAUCUUUACAGCAACAGCAUUUCAUUAGCGCAAUGCUUGUCUGGAUAUAGGCCACUGAAAUUAAUGGGAUGAGUUAAUCACAACCAGCAAGGACAUCUAGGUUCACGAUUCCCUGGUUCAGAAUACAACCCUCAUUAUAAUGCUCACCUCCAACCUGAGGUAAAUAUUAUGCCCUAAUAGUUUCUCUGGCUUAGAAUGUAAGCCAAAGAUGGAGAACUCCCUUCCUCUCCCACUGACACAGGGUUGGAAGCGUGCCCCACCUCCCAAAUCUCCUCACCUGGCUGCAGUGGAGGCAGGGAGGAGGUCUCUUCCACCCACUCACCGCCUGCAGUAUCCCAGGUGUUAGGAAACCUGGGAAAGGUUUCCCAGGUUUGUUUGGAGGUCUUUAACCAGGGCAGAAGGGAAAGACUUGCCCUGACUGCAGUAACAACUAGUAAGAAGGUUGGGGAGGGGAGUGGAAGGGGGAAGGUUUCCAAACCUGUUGCACUCCCAGUGCUGUCAUUAGGAAGACAAUGGACCUGGAAAUAAACAAACUGUUUUCCAACUUUUAAAGAAAAUAAAUAUUAGUGGAGCCAAAUUACAAGUCAAGUACAGGGGUAGGAGUUUGCCCAUCCUUUAUCAUAACUAACUUGUCCCAUUUAUUUUAUUGCACAACUUUGGCUCUCCUGUAGAUGUCAGGUUACAACUCCCAUCAUCCCUAACUAUUGGCCAUUUUGACUGGGAUGAUGGGAGGAGCAGUCCAACAACUGCUGGAGGACUGAAGUUGUGCAGCCCUGUUUUAGUGGGACUUAAGAGCAACUAGCUUCCUCUGGAUUGGGACUUUAGUAUGGGUUGUACCAUCAGUUAUGCCAACAGAAUGCCACUAAACAGGUUGUUAUACUAGCAUUGCAUGCCUAUACGUAGGCACAAAUAGGACUACUGGACUAAAGAAAACAUUAUACAGCAGUUGCAAGUCAAACUUUGUCCUUAGCAAUAUUAAGCAUCUUAGGAAUAAUAACAGCUUUAUAAUGGUUGCUACAGUCCUAAAGUGUUUCUUUUCAGACCCUGCCAAUAUAAACACAAACUAAUAUCUCCUUUGUACCAUGUGUCUAUCCAAAGAAUGUCCAUUCAGUAGGGUCUAAAUGUCUUAAUAAGCUAUUUAAACUUAACUUUUACAAAUAAGCUUUUGAUAAUGUGCUUUUUAAAUGGAGAAAGGUGUAAUAAAAAGUAAUCACUGGGAAGAGAUAGUAUAAUGUUCAGGAUUUUCAUAUUCUGCUCUGUCUUGGCCUUUGAUAAAGAGGUGCAUGAUAUGCAAUGCAGAUGCCAAAUCACAGCACAUCCCUUUAACAUGGAGGGAUUACACAUCCCCUUUAUUACAGAGGAGAGCAGGUCCGUACCUGCUGCUCACAGCCACUUCCUUAAUCACAGCGCUGCGCCACCAGCUAUCAUCGUGUGCCGGCAGCUGUCUCCCCCAGCUGCCCCUGUGCAGCGUCACGCACGCAGUGAUAGAUACCAGGGGAGUGAUUAAGGAAGUGGCGGAAAGCGGCUGAGAAGGAGCAGGUUUGGACCUGCUCUCCUCCAUGUUAAAGGGUAUAUGUAACCCCUCUGUGUCAAAGGAAUAAAGUGCAAUUCAGUUUCUGAAUUGCGUUUCGGCAUCUGAAUCGUGUUUCAUGAACAUCCCUAGCUUUCAACCCUUGACCUGGAAAUUGUUUCAGUAAGAUUGAACUUCCACGUAACUGUGUUAAGACAGCAGCUUUCUUCAAGAUAUUUUGUUUCUCAUUAAUGAGAACAGAAUCAGCUACUGGUCUAAAGGCCAACAGCAUUAAGAUCUAUUCUACUAUACAUAUUCAGGGAUUACUUACUUUCCUAAAGGGAAGAAUGCUUUAAAACCAGAAAUGAUUUUUGAAGUAAUUUAUGGAGACAGGGUUUAAAAAAUAAUAAUAAUAAUAAUAAUAAUAAUAAUAAUUAAUAAAGAGUUAGCAUAGAACAAAAAUGCAACUUUAUUCCUAAUUUAGUUUGAAAUGUACAUUGGUUUCCAUACAGAUUAAAUUCAGUCACUCUGACUUUC
Molecule: messenger RNA, 8346 nt
Organism: Hemicordylus capensis (graceful crag lizard)
Lineage: Eukaryota; Metazoa; Chordata; Lepidosauria; Squamata; Cordylidae
Gene: STARD13
Product: StAR related lipid transfer domain containing 13
Exons: 16
Coding region: 691-4599 (1302 amino acids)
Biological process (GO): regulation of Rho protein signal transduction; actin cytoskeleton organization; signal transduction
Molecular function (GO): GTPase activator activity; protein binding; lipid binding
Source: RefSeq, a predicted model, not a curated record